AUGCUACCAUCGGAAACAGCGGAGACGAACGUGAAACCGACCAAAACUAGACUCAUUCGGAAGUUGUUAAAUCGUCAAAAGCGUCGUGGAAAUCCCGACAGUAGUCGCUCCACAAAAUGGGACACCAGCGUGAUCAAUUCAGCAGUGGGUGAGAAUGGAUUGGAAGUGAGCGAAGGUGAGCUGCAAACCCUACGUCUCACCAUAAAUCAACGGGAACGACAACGCAUGCAAGAUUUGAAUCAGGCCAUGGAUGGGUUGAGAUCUGUUCUACCCUAUUCGCAUGGACCUUCUGUUCGCAAGUUAUCGAAAAUCGCUACUCUAUUACUGGCCAAAGAUUAUAUUCUACUUUUAACUGCCACAAUUCGUGACUUUGAAUCGCAUCGUCCGACCGCGGAAUCCAAUCCGAUUGAUUAUUCUUCCGCACACAUCGGACAGGCGACCUACAACCAAAUGAUCAAUCUUGAUGAACUGUUGUCCAAAAGCCACGCAUUUAAACACUCGACCAAUUUUGAUCAGUCACUUCCU
Echinostoma caproni is the source of this 525-nucleotide messenger RNA. The record is from the annotation of a GenBank genome assembly. Lineage: Eukaryota; Metazoa; Platyhelminthes; Trematoda; Plagiorchiida; Echinostomatidae.